Messenger RNA from Helicoverpa zea (corn earworm), 4057 nucleotides. RefSeq names its product OTU domain-containing protein 7B-like. Gene Ontology annotation, biological process: protein deubiquitination involved in ubiquitin-dependent protein catabolic process; protein K63-linked deubiquitination; protein K11-linked deubiquitination. The record is from RefSeq and is a predicted model, not a curated record. The coding region runs from base 185 to 1960 and encodes 591 amino acids. The transcript has 9 exons. Gene Ontology annotation, cellular component: nucleus; cytoplasm. NCBI's taxonomy places the organism in Eukaryota, Metazoa, Arthropoda, Insecta, Lepidoptera, Noctuidae. Gene Ontology annotation, molecular function: DNA binding; cysteine-type deubiquitinase activity; zinc ion binding.
GUUUUUACAAGUGCUGCGUGCAGUAGAAAGUGGUGUUUAUUUGUAAAUAUUGUAAAAUUGUAAAUACAAAUAUUUUUGGUGUUUCUGUCAUCUGAUUUGUGAUAACAUUGAAAGUGAAAGUGUUUUAUGGAAAUACAACUCGUUAUAAAGAAGAUUUGCGUUUCCAAAGGGUAGGUAAGCCGGGAUGGUGAUGGAAGCCGACCCUAUAGCUGGUAAACAUAAUGAUGAGAGAGUGCACGGCGCAGCGCUGAAAGCGCGGGCGGGUGGUGACGUCAUAACUCCCGAGCGCUCUGUUGGAACCCUCGACCUCAACAUGUCGUUCACGGCACCUUCCAACCUGGUGCUCACACCUGCACCCGAAUGUCGAAAGCUUUCCCGUGGAAUCUCCCGCGCGACAGACAACGAGGGUCUCGUGUGGGCAUUACGCAACAACACAGAGCCUGAACCUAACACGAUCAAUUCAGAUCACAUACUCUUGCUCCCAGAUAUAUCAGUCUACCCACCUGAUUUUCGAACGUUCCUAGAAAAGGACCUUCUAGAGACAGCUACUCUAGUGACCCUAGAGUCAGCUAACAUACUGAACUGGUGGCGCCAUGGCCGAGUGCCCGGGGCUCCCCGGCUUCUGCCUCUGGCAACCUCAGGCGAUGGCAAUUGUUUGCCGCACGCAGCUUCGCUCGCGGCGUAUGGCUUCCAUGACAGACUGCUCGCUUUGAGGACUAAAGUCCAGGCUUUGUUGUCCGGAGAGGGUGGUGAAGUACUUACAAACGCAAUAAAACGCCGUUGGCGCUGGUCAGAAAGCAUAUCCCUCCGCUCAGCCGGGCUAACUCCCUCGGAAGCGGAAUGGGAACACGAAUGGGCGCAGUGCGUGACGGCCGCGUCGCCGGAGCCCGCGCGAGCCACGCCGGCCGCGGCGCCACAUUACGCAGCUCUGGAACAUUUGCAUGUGUUCGCUUUGGCACAUGUCAUGAGGAGACCUGUUAUUGUGUUCGCUGAUGUCGCUUUGAGGGAUUUCCGCGGCGACCCAAUAGCACCGAUCCCAUUCGGCGGCGUGUACUUACCUCUAGAGUUAUCCCCGGACGCCUGCAGCAAGACGCCCAUACUCCUAGCGUAUGAUGCAGGGCACUUCUCCGCCUUAGUGCCCUGCGAACCUUUGCCCACUGAUGGCGCGAGAGUGCCCUUGGAAGAUAGCGCUGGUAACCCUAUGCCUAUCAGAUUCAACGUAGACCCCGGCGAAGACUUCAGAUGGGACGUAGAACCCGAUCAGAAGACGAUCAACAAUAUUCUACCCGACGAAUACCAACGCUCUUCCAUGCUAGCCGCGUACUUAGACCUCGAGCGAAUCGAGUGCAUCUCCCUUAACCAACCGCCUGAGGAACUCCGAAGAUCCUUGGACGCCCUUUCGACCAAAAGUUCCAAACAAAUGAAUUCUGUAGCCAAACAGUUCGGAAGUAUUGGUCGGUCUAUGAGCAGUAAGUUGAAGAAGAAUUUCGGUUCGAUGGCGAAAUUGACUGGCAAGAGUAGUGGGAGUCAUAGCAAUCCUGAGGAGAGUUUGAUGAGAACGCAGUCGACUUGUGAAGUUUUGUGCUGCCGGGUGUUGGCAGCCAGAGCGCCCGUGCAAGAGGAGAUGGUCAAAAAUUAUCUCAAUGAGGCUUGGAUCGGGUACACCGCCGAAAAGAACCGCAAAGAACAGCCAGUAGGGCCAAGCCAGCCCCGCUACGGCACUGGCCGGUCACAGUUCUAUGCCGAAGCCGAACGACCGGCACACGAUGCUGCCCGAGCGGCCACCAGCACAUCACAUAAGAGCGCUCGAGCCCCGGCUGACAGAACAUUGUACCUCAGCCGCUCGACCUUCUACGACGACCGUCCCCCCUCCCCCAAGCCCUGCCGAGCCCCUCUCUGCAUGUACUACGGCAGUGCCGCCAAUGGCGACUACUGCUCCCGAUGCUCACGACUACAGUGACCACCAAAAGUGAUAUAAACUUUACGUGACGUAAGUAAAGUGAAGCUAUUUUUAUUUCUUUAAAUAUCGAACGGGGUUCUGAAUUUAAAAUUUGAAAUUAUAGCAAUUCUAAUUUUAUUUUUUUAUUCAAACGAUAUUUUUUGAUGCCCAUUGUCGUCUCCCAUACUAACAUGAAGUUAGGUUACGUUAAGUUUAGCGUUAACUUUCGAAUUAGGCUUAUUACUUUAUUCAUUAAAAAGUAAUAAUAUCGUUUGCAUGGGUGAUAUUUUUUUAUUGUUACUUAGAUUUAGUAAGUCACCUUUGUGUUUGCCCCACCAUUAUUAAUAAUGCAUAAUAAGUAAGUGAGCACAGAUGAUAUCUGUGAUUUAUUAUAUAAUUAUAUCAUGUUACUGUCAUUAUCAGAAUAACCAACCAUGGGCGUAUUAAGGUUCAUAACUGUAAUACUUAAAAAAACAACUUAGUAAUAUCUGGCGAGGACAACCAUUAAACUGUCCUAGAGUUCUUCCCUACAAUAACAACGAUAUAAAAGCAACUUAAAUAUUCACUCCCUUAACAUGGAAUACGCCUGUGGUCUGAAUGAUCUAUGCGACUGUUAUAUUAUCAAGUGCCAAAAAGUGGCUUCUAAACGUAUUUUACAAAAGUAUUUGGAGGAAGUAAAUGUCUAUGAGUGUUUAAGUAACAAAUUGUGUUCAAAAUUCAGUGCCAGGUUGAAACGGGAAGUAAAUUUUGGACAAUACGGCGACUUUAACGCGAUCCAUACAUUUAUUUGAAUAAAUAUAGUAUUUAAUAAUAUGGCAAGUGUAAAACAGGGUCAGAUCUGUUUAGACACUGACGUGUAUACCUUUAAAUUAUGUUGCCUUUAUAAUCGUGUCUUCUCGCAUUGAAAAAUGUACCAUGAGUAUUUUUAUUAUAUUUUAAAUUGAAAAUUAUAUUUAGGGUGUAAUUGUAAUAAAUGUUCAAAUGUAUUGGCGGCUAUAGAGAGGAUGAUAAAAUUAUGAUACUUAAAGAUACUAUGGAAAAUAUUUAUCAUACAUAGAAUGUACCAUUAUGAAUGUUUAUUAUCAUAUAAAAGAUAUUAUACCUACUGUAAGUGGGAACUGUUGCAGCAUAAAUUCUGACCAUAGCCUUGUGGAAUUGUGAUUUAGAGGUUAUGUACAAAUAGAGACAAACAGAUGUAUAUUUUUUCAUUUAAUCAUCCGACUACCUCAUUGAUGCAGCAAGUUAGUGUUAAAAGUAAAGCCUAUGACUGAUUGAAAUAUUUUUGUGGAAAGGAGUGCUUCCAAUGAUGAAAUACUUUUUAUUACACACCUACAAUUUAAAGGAGAUUAAAAAAAACUUAUUUUCUUUACCCAAGUUUUAAUACUAUUUCUCUGAAUGGAAUUUCAACUGAAGAUAAAUAUGUAACAUGUACCACUUUUAGUAUCUCAAUCAAUCAUAAUUGCCUGGUAAACCUAGUUUGGACUCAGGGUAAAAUUUCGAUGCACUAAAAAUUCCUAAGAUAGUUAUUGUAUACAAUCCAAUAUAAAAUAAAAGUAUCGAGCUUGGAGAUUCUCUCCGUCCUUAAUUUGCUGAUUUAAGAAAAAAAAAAUAUUAAAGUUUGGUUUCACCAAUAUCAAAGUGGAUCAUAAACUAACAUUUUGUAAAUUUAUCCUCAAUGCGAGUUUAGGCAGCAGUGAAACCAAGCUUUUAUUAUUAAAAAAUGAUCUUCUAGUCCCGUAUGAUAGAAUACUUAGUUGUUAAUGUGAUAGUUAUAAGUGCAGUGAUUACUGAUGUUAUAAAAGUAAAUUAUAAAUCAGUUGCAUAGUGUGAUCAUGUUGUUUGUUUUCACUCUAAUUGUUAAUUUUCAAACUUCUUCCCUUCUAAUGCCUGUUGUUUAAUAAAUAAGUGUAAACCUAUACAUUUGUAUAGCUUAAUAGAUCUGUGAAGUUGUAACAAGAUUGUGAAGAAUCAUGACAAAUAUAUAGUUUUUUCAUAUAAAAUUGUACACAUUAACUCAUGUUGAAAUCAGAGGUAAUAUUUUUUCAUGUAUUUAACAAUAUAGAGACAGCAUAUCAUGUUUUGUAGUAAUAUAAAUUGAUAUUACAUAUGCAAAUUUAA